Messenger RNA from Ostertagia ostertagi, 372 nucleotides. NCBI's taxonomy places the organism in Eukaryota, Metazoa, Nematoda, Chromadorea, Rhabditida, Trichostrongylidae. The record is from the annotation of a GenBank genome assembly.
AUGGAUGACCUGAGUGACAACGAGUACGUGAAUGGCAUCAGGGACACCGCUAGAAGCACAAAAGAAAGGGCCGGUGAUUUCUUGCAAGACGUUGUCGACAACGAGAAUGUCGACAUGGUCAGGGAAAGGUUGACCGAUAGCGCCAGGGCCAUCAAGGACUCCGCUGAGCGAGGGCGCGAUGAGGCAGGAGAACUGAGAGAAGAAUACCACGAACGAGGUGGUUUGGGAAUGAUCGGCGAUAAGUUGAGCAACGCCGGCAGAGCCAUCCGAGAUGCCGUCCAAUCAGUCGGCAUGAAGGCUGGAGUCUUGAAGGAUGAAACCAUUGAGACGUUGAGUGAAGAAGGAGAAGCUGUCAAACGACGGUUUGCCUAA